Molecule: messenger RNA, 2553 nt
Organism: Theobroma cacao (cacao)
Lineage: Eukaryota; Viridiplantae; Streptophyta; Magnoliopsida; Malvales; Malvaceae
Gene: RKF3
Product: receptor-like kinase in in flowers 3
Biological process (GO): protein phosphorylation
Molecular function (GO): protein kinase activity; ATP binding
Source: RefSeq, a predicted model, not a curated record
UUCUCUCUCUCUCUCCUCUAAUACUGAUGGCGCAACACAACAAGCAGUCCGCGUUGCUCUCGCAGCGCUGUCUGUCUGAUUCAUCCCGACUCAUCUCCCACUCUUUUCCUUUCCUUUCCUCUUUACAAGUCAAAGCUCAACUACAACUAAAAUUGAAAACCAAAACCCCUCCCAACAACUCCCACUUCUCUCUCUGUUCAUCUGCAUCUCCCCAAUGAGUUGCUAACUAAUAACCAAUUCCUCCAAAUGUCCGUUCAGUUUCACCAUCUUCUCUUCUUCCUAAUCCUAACUUUCUUCCCAUCGUUACCACUUGCUCAAGAAGGUAACGUAUCAUGUCCUUUAAACUUCACCAUCCUGCGCCCGAUCCUCUCCAACCCCAACAGGCUCCGACACAUGAACACCUCCAUGGAGUGCCACUACAUUCGCCAGGGCCUCCGCCUCGUCCUCUCCGACUACCUUAGACGCACCGGAUCAUUCUUUCCACCCUUAAACUCCUCCGAGUCUUGUUGGCAAUCUUACCAAUCCCUCGUCCCAAACUUCGACAUCCGUUCCUCGUGCGGUUUCCAAACCGCUUGGAUCUCCCAAGGUUGCAGGAACUUAACCACAAAGGCCGAAUUCGAAGUUUUUAUCGGAAACACUACCUUGUCCGACGUCGUUUCAAACUGUAACCAGUCUUUGCAGGGUUCCGCUUGUGCUUCCUGUACUAGAAGCGUAGCCACUGUACAAGCUUUGUACUUGACGGACAAUUCAACUGCAAACGUGUCCGACUGUACGGCCUACCCGUCUAUUUAUGCAGCUGCUGUUGCUAAUUACUUGGGACCGACUGAUGAAGAUACGGCCCCUUGUUUGUUUUCAUUUGGUCUUAGUGAUAAUAGUACUGGCAAGAGUAAGAAAAAAGGUGUGAUUUUGGGUGUUGUAAUCGGGGUUGGUAUCGUUUUAGCCGUUCUGAUUGGUGGGUCUUGGUUUGUUUAUAGGAAAUAUCAGGAUGCUAAGAGGAGAAAAAGGAGGGACAAAAUUAGGAAUCUUGAGAUGGGUAGUUUGGGUGGUUCUGGAUUGGGUUCAAUUAGUGAAAGUACUAAUUUGGUUAAGUUUACAUUCGAUGAGAUUAAGAAAGCUACUGGGAAUUUCUCUAGAGAUAACAUUAUUGGAAGAGGUGGUUAUGGCAAUGUGUACAAGGGUUACUUGCCUGAUGGCUCUGAGGUUGCUUUGAAACGGUUCAAGAAUUGUUCUGCUGCUGGUGAUGCCAGUUUUACGCAUGAAGUUGAGGUUAUUGCUAGUGUUAGGCAUGUGAAUCUUGUUGCUUUAAGGGGAUAUUGUACAGCAACAACUCCAUUAGAGGGUCAUCAGAGGAUAAUUGUUUGUGAUUUAAUGAAAAAUGGGAGUUUGCAUGAUCAUUUGUUUGGUUCCAUGGAAGGAAGACUUAGUUGGCCUAUUCGUCAAAAGAUUGCACUAGGGACCGCUAGGGGACUGGCUUAUUUGCAUUAUGGGGCACAACCUGCAAUCAUUCAUAGGGAUAUCAAAGCGAGUAAUAUACUUUUGGAUGAGAUGUUUGAGGCCAAGGUAGCAGAUUUUGGACUUGCAAAGUUUACACCCGAGGGAAUGACACAUUUGAGCACUAGGGUAGCUGGGACAAUGGGAUAUGUUGCCCCUGAGUAUGCGUUGUAUGGGCAAUUGACUGAGAGGAGUGAUGUGUAUAGCUUUGGUGUAGUGCUUCUUGAGCUGUUGAGUGGAAAGAAAGCACUUACGAUGAGUGAGGAGAACCAACCUUCUCUAGUUGCUGAUUGGGCAUGGUCGUUGGUGAAGGAUGAGAGAACUUUGGAUGUUAUUGAAGAUGGCAUGCCUGAGUUGGGGCCACCAGAAGUUCUGGAGAAGUAUGUGUUGAUUGCUGUUCUUUGCUCUCAUCCAGAGUUACUAUGCCGGCCAUCCAUGGAUCAGGUUGUGAAAAUGUUGGAAACAGACAUUUCAGUCCCCUCAAUCCCUGAACGGCCAAUUCCUCUGGUAGCGCAUAUUGAUGACAUUGAAAGAUCUAUAAGCAGUAACGGCUCAGGUCAGCUUUCCAGUCCUGCUGGCUAUCAGAUGUUUACACAUGAAAGUAGCCAUCAUUCAGGAAGUAAGGAGGAAGGGACAAGUUCAGGCUCUCAAAUAGAAGUUUUAUAGAAGCACAUCCUAACAUGAUAGGAUCAUUGAGCUCUCAAUGGUGCUUCCCCUGAUUAGUAUGCUUACCUUAAUUUUUGUUGGUUUAGAUUAUUUGCUUCAUGAGUUAAAAAUUGCAUCAGAUGUUGUAAAUAUACAAUAGGUUUACAAAUAAGUUAGAUUCAUUUGAAUUCAAAUGAUAUAGGGCACAAAAUAGUCAUUUCACAUUUGUAAGUAUUUAGUGGUGUACAGUUUAGCAACUUUCUCUGGAACAUCAAUGAUUUGUUGAACAAAUCAUGCUCUGUGUUUCCCUGAAAUUCUUCAUAUAUAACUUGUUUUUGCCAACCAAGGUGGCAUGGAGUUUUGGUCUAAUGUAACAAAGGUUAUUGCAAGAAUUUGAUUUAUAACUUUGUUGCUUCA